GCAGGUUCCCCCGAUCAACGAUGGCUAGGCCACGCCGCUACUCGCCGCUCAUCACGCCCUCCCUCGACAUGGGCGAGCUCGUCUGCAAAACGCUCGAUCACGACGCGACCGACGUGCUCAUCGACAAAUGGCUCGAGAACCGCAACGACGCGUAUUGGGAUUGGUUCGCCGCCGUGCGCGAGCGCAAACACGCCGCGAUGCACCCCAAUCAACAGAUCUUGUUGUGGCAGAAGGGAGAUUUCGUGCCCGAGAACGUGUUCUGCCGCACGGUCGAUACGGGGCGGUUGAUACCCCUGGAUAGGACCUGGACGACACAUGUAUACCACCAUCGAUCUCUCCAGGAGCGCAAACUGAGCAUGAUGCCCGUCGUGUUUACCAUGUUACCCGAACUAAUGCUAUUGAGGGGCAUGCAUGAUCACGGCAGUGAUGAUGUGUACAUUAUAGUAACCGACAUGAAGCGGCAAGAGAUGGAAGACGUUACCGCAUAUUUCCAACUUGUCUGCCAACAUACAGCCAAGUCGCAUCCUAUCAAACCAAGCGCCGAAGGAGAAAUUCUACGCGAACACAUGCGACUGACCCAUACGCUCAAUCGCCAACGCCGGACGCCCUGCUUCCCCCAGAUCGACCUCACCCUGCGCGCGAUCCUGGCCGAAAAACGUCCUCCGUUCAUCAUCCUCUUUUCGCAUCAGGCGACCUCCUACUCGCAGAUCUUCUUCACCCACCGCCUCUUCGUUCCCAGCGUCGAGAUCUUCCACGACUUCCCGAGCGGUUGCCCGAACCCGUGCUGCAACGACGAGUGCGAGAUGAUCCGUUUCCCGCGCAAGGGGCUUGACGGCGCCGCCAUCCUGCCCAUCAACCGCAGGCGCAAGCUCAAGACCGCCAAGGACGGGAGAGGCGGCCGUGGAAGAGGCGGGCGCAAGGUCCGCGCGCGCGAGAUGUGCAACUGGAUCGAUUGUACGGUCUGCUUCGACGAAACCCCCGCUAGCAGCACAGACUCGAGCGAGGGCAGCCAGAGCAGCGGCGACGGGCGCGACGCGCCGGAGACUGCGCCCGCGCGGGUCCCGGGCCGGAUAUGCAGCAAGUGCAAACUCGUCAAAUACUGCAGUCCGGAGCACCAGAAGCUCGAUUGGGACGAGCACCGGCGGGUGUGCGUCCGCCCAGCGUCGACCUAAAUUGUCUGCUCUCUCGGCGAUAACCAUUUGCGGGCGUUCAUACUAGCCCGUAUACCGAGCUUUUCUCCUAUUUCCCUUAGUCUCUAGUCAAAAUUGACUUAUACCAGGUACCUCCGACGGCUCUCACUGUUCAUCCGAAUCACUCCUGUUGUUUUUGUUGUAACACUCCCAGUGUAUACGGUCCCGAUUCGCACGCGCCUCGUACAUGUAGGACGCGUUCAUUUAUGACAUCAUUCCC
This is a messenger RNA of Punctularia strigosozonata HHB-11173 SS5, 1410 nucleotides long. RefSeq lists its product as uncharacterized. The coding region runs from base 21 to 1172 and encodes 383 amino acids. The record is from RefSeq and is a predicted model, not a curated record. Lineage: Eukaryota; Fungi; Basidiomycota; Agaricomycetes; Corticiales; Punctulariaceae. The transcript has 6 exons.